CACUUACUUUGGACCGAGUGGGAGUUAAAAACUCGCAGACAGCCAGUCACUCGGCGAUGCUUAUACGACACCACGCCAGAGAUUGAUCACCGACCACCAGGACCGAUCGCCCCGCCAGCAGAGCCCCGCAGCGCCGCGGAGAAACCACAGCAGCGUGCCCCCCUCUCUGAGCUCCAGGAAGAAGAAGCAAAGAUGUCAGAGAGGAGAGGUCAGAAGAAGUCCAUCUUUCUGUCCUCAUUGUUGUUGUGUUGUAUGUUUGCUAGUGCCGAGUAUUCUAGCUGUGGAGAGUACGAAUUCUUCAAUCAGACCAGUAACAGUUGCCAGGCCUGCCCUCAGUGCCAACCAGGACAAGAGCCGCAUGUACAGACCUGUGGCUACGGUGUGAAGGAUGAGGACUUUGCCUGCGUGCCGUGUCCACAUGGGAAAUAUUCCAAAGGGAAGUAUGAGAUCUGCAGACGUCAUAAAGACUGCGACGCCCUCUACAAAGCCACCGUUCGCAUGGCGGGAACUCCGGACAGCGACGCUGAAUGUGGACCCUGUUUGCCAGGGUAUUACAUGCUGGAAAACAGACCCAGGAACCUCUACGGGAUGGUUUGCCAUUCCUGCCAGAACGCACCACGCAACACCAAAGAAUGCAUGUCAACCAGCGGGCCAAGAGAAAAACAUAUCAUUGACCCCGGCAGCACUACCGUGUUCCCUCAUCUACAUAAAGAUUCCAACGGACAAGGUCACCUAGCAACGGCUCUCAUUAUCGCCAUGUCAACCAUUUUCAUCAUGGCCAUCGCCAUCGUACUCAUCAUUAUGUUUUAUAUCCUGAAGGCCAAACCGAGUGGUCAUGCAUGUUGUUCUGGACAAGUUGUGAAGACGGUGGAAGCUCAGACCAACAAACAGGAAGACAAGAAAGACGUCCCUGACAAUGUGGUGAUCUACUCAGAGAAAGAUGAGUUUGACAAACUAAAAGCUCCUCCUCAGAAGACGGUGAAAAGUGAAAAUGAUGCGUCAUCAGAGAACGAGCAGCUGUUGAGCCGCAGCAUUGACAGCGACGAGGAGGCGGCUUCUGACAAGCAAGGAUCUGCCGACACCAACCAUCCCAACCCGUGCCUCGUCAACCUGGGGAACAAGCCCGACCUCUGUCUGCUCUCUCUGGGCCUCUUGGAACGGGACAGGUCCUGCAACGGGGCCCCGCCCAUGUCAGGAGGACAGGCCAAUAACAUCCAGAGUCCCAACCACAUUGGCAACGGCAACCACAUCACCAGCACCAACCACAUCAACAGCGUGAACGCAAUCAACAACAACAAUAAAACCCCGGGGAUGCUUCAGAGCCGAAGGAAAAAGAUCCUGGAUCUGUAUGGCAGAGCCUGCAAUGUGACGGAGGGCCUGAGCCCCACGGAGCUUCCCUUCGACUGUCUGGAGAAGGCCAGCCGCAUGCUGAGCUCCUCCUACAGCAGCGAGGCGGCCGUGGUGAAGACGUGGAGGCAUCUGGCCGAGAGCUUCGGGCUAAAGCGCGAUGAGAUCGGUGGCAUGAGCGACGGCCUACAGCUCUUCGAGAGAGUGAGCACGGCGGGUUACAGCAUCCCCGACCUCCUGACCCGCCUGGUACAGAUCGAGAGGCUUGACGCGGUGGAGUCGCUCUGCUCGGACGUGUUGGGCGGCAGCGAGAUGGCGGCGGCUGCAGGACGGCAGGGCAACAGCAGCUUUCACAGCCAGUUGGUCUGUCCGUCCACAUGCCAAUCCCCGUCCCAACGCUGCGCCAGCGUGUAAACAUGUGGUGGAACAGAGACUUGAGAGACUCGGACGCCUUACAGUAUACAUGUGUGUAAGGACAGAUACUGCUCUGACAAAGAGGACAGCACAUAUACAGUAUACACCUUAACCCCAUCACAUGAAGAAUGUCAGUGGACCUCCCAGUGCACCAUCCUUUCUUUCCUAUUAUGCCUUUUCUCUGUCAGGAAGCAAGUCAUCUGAAAUACUUUGCACGGCCUUAAUGUUCUGUCUUUACCAAAGUGCAAGAGUUUGAGAAAGACAAAAAUCAGACCAAUGAUUAAGAUUAUUUUCUAGUUUUCUAGUUCAGAUAUUAAAUAAUGAGAAAUAGUUUUGUUUUUCUCCAAGGCUAAAGAAUAUGUGCAAAGAAUAGCUAGAUUAAGUGUGCGCUGGACGCAACACCAUUACAAUUUUGUGGCCUUUUCCCAAAAAGUUUUUAUACAAAAUUUUGUAUGCAGAUAAAAAAAAAAAAAAAACAUGUUUAAAGAUGCAAUGGGGUAAUGAUAGAAAUGGUCACUAAGCAGCACCACUGCAGAAAUGCCAAUGAAGUGCCUUUUUUGAAGGCACGCCGCAUUAUAAGUGGAAGGAAUGAAGAUGCCUUCUUAGUUCUCCUCUCACUAAACCUUCUGAUCAGUGCAAAAACCUUCAGUUUAAUCCCAGAGCUGAUGUAACUAGAUGUUUGUGGUCGCAUAAAGAAAGCGACCUGGUAGGAUGGCAGCAUCAGUAACUGUGUUCAUCAUACAGGAAAGACAGCAGUGUGAGCUCCCUAUUUAAAGUGCAAUCAUUAUGGCCUGCUUGAAAUGGUAAAACAUCACUCAGACACACACACACUAUUGAUAUAUAUAAUUAUAUAUAUUUAUAAAUCUGAAUGUUAAUCUGAAAAACUACUCUGCUUAUCAUGUUCUGCCUAAAUCCACAUGCAAAACCACUUUCCCCAACUUUAACACACACAAACCAGCAUACUCUAACACCAACUACUUCCAGUGACCCACUCUGUGACCCGCCCCCCCCCUCUCCUCAUAAUUCUUCCUCUCCCCUCUUAUUACCCUUUUACCCCAAUGUUGCGGUCUAGUGUUGCCGCCAGCCCUAAUUAUUUGGCGUGUGGCUCCCCGGGCCCCUAAUAGUCUGAAGUGUUGUGGUUUACAGAGCGGGUGCAAAGUGCCUGUGAUUUCCAGCACCCAAUUAAGCAUUUAGGGCCACUUAACCACUGAAGGCCCAGUGGAAAUGCUGUUAAAAACCCUGUAUUAAAAAGAGAGAUGCCAUGGCAGAGGCAUGACUAAAGGCCCCCGGGGGGUUACUGCACAGUGAACGGUUACAAGAAUGCAGCCCGUUGUGGUGGAAGCAGCGCUACGGUUGUCCCAUAACGUCUGACCUUACUCAGCUUUUGUGGUCGGCUCAGUCAUGCUCAGACAGGAUUUAUGCUCCCCUCUCCCCUACGGGACCAAUAUGGCAAAUGAGAACAAUAUGCAGUUAUGUGGGUUGUCCACCUCUUAAAAGCAGCUGAAGACGGUUAAGUGUUGUACGUGCAGAAAAUGAGGGUGGCUCCGAGAAGCAUCGAGUUAAACGUUGUGAGGAGCGUCUCAUUUAAGCCCAUCAGAGCCAUGUUGAUAGUUCUGUUGUUCACAGGUAAGACCCCUAUAGGUCAUCGUCCGGCUUUCUCUAGCUGUUUAACUCAGCAGUAAGCUCCAAAUACUAACUUUAACAAGCAUUGCCAAGAACAUACUUGGAUCCCUUUUCUCAGAAAUGGGACUGAUCUUUAUCUGAAGUCUGAUGUUGUCAGCAUAAUGUCCCACAACUGCUCUGCACCAAACCAAACACAUUUCCUGUUGCCAAGUUCUUUUUCCAAUGAUCUUUUGUUGAUAUUUCACCUUGCAAUCUCUGGGGCUGGGCUCCAGUACUUUAAAUUAAUUGGUGUGCAUGUUUAUCAAACAUGUAUUUAAAUUCUUUUUACCUUAAAAAACUGCUUUCUUAGAGCAGAGUUGCCUUCAUCAAUUCCAAUUCAAUUCAACACAAGUUGAAUUAGUUAUUGUUGUGAUGCUUUGUUAAUAAUUAAAUUUGUGCAUUGAAUAUACAUUUUAUGGACCCACACCCUUGUUUCAGACAGGCAAACAUGGAUCACUUACCUCAGUAGCACAUACAGUAUAAAACAUAUAGCAACACAAACCAACUCAUCACAGAGCCAAAG
Molecule: messenger RNA, 3946 nt
Organism: Anoplopoma fimbria (sablefish)
Lineage: Eukaryota; Metazoa; Chordata; Actinopteri; Perciformes; Anoplopomatidae
Gene: edar
Product: ectodysplasin A receptor
Exons: 13
Coding region: 193-1761 (522 amino acids)
Biological process (GO): positive regulation of canonical NF-kappaB signal transduction; positive regulation of JNK cascade
Cellular component (GO): plasma membrane
Molecular function (GO): signaling receptor activity
Source: RefSeq, a predicted model, not a curated record